AUGGCGACAGGAUCGAAUAGUGCUCGGCGCAUUGCGUCGCUGAUGCGCCCUUCCCGACUUGAUUCCAGCGUCUGCAGAAGCUGUCAAGAGUCCCUUGGCCGUCGCAAUUAUGCCUCUGCUGCGACCGCACCUAGUGGAGUGGCUUCCUCCACUGCCCCCGUAUCUACGCCAUCUUCGACCGGCGAACCCGUUUACACUAUUAACGCCGGCGUGGUUCUCUCCCGUCCUCCCCAAAUUACCCGAGACCUUGAGCCCUUUGAGAAAGCUUUCUUCUUCUACCAAAAGCGUCUGAAUGAGCGUCUGGCCCUUCCUUUUACCAAAUACUUCUAUUUCAAGCGUGGUACGCCAGCAGAUGUGGACUGGAAGAACAAGAUCAAGGAGCGCCGAACUCCGGCACGCGACGUUGGCAACUACAACGCGUAUGACAGCGAUGCUUGGAAUGAUGAGCUGCUUCUUGGCGCAAAGGAGUCCGAGCCCGAUCACAUGGUGGAGGCGUUGGUGCACGACGCCGAGACCACGGCCAACGCGACUUCGCAGGACACUAGCAAGAAAGAAGAGAUCCCCAGGCCGUUCUCGCGGGUGACAGAGGCAGACAAGAAGGGUGACCAAAGAAGUCUGAACCGACUGCUCUCACGGACUCUCUAUCUGCUUGUGCAGUCAAAGGAGGGCUAUUGGAAGUUCCCCAGCAUGCCAAUUCAGAAAGAUGAGACUUUGCGCGAGGCUGCGGAACGAACCCUUGCCCAAACUGCCGGUGUCAACAUGAACACCUGGAUGGUCGGCUUCCACCCCGCCGGCCACCACGUCUACACCAACCGCAAGCCCCACGUUGACCAGGCGACCGGUGCUGUGACCCACGGCGAGAAGACCUUCUUCAUGAAGACCCGCAUUAUGGCCGGCCAGGCGGACCUUUCUUCCAGCGCGGAGCAGUUGAAGGACUUCAAGUGGCUCUCCAAGGAAGAGAUUCCAAAGUACGUGCUGCCACAGUACUACAGCCAUGUCAAGAACAUGCUCGCGGACCGGUAG
This is a messenger RNA of Penicillium oxalicum, 1023 nucleotides long. RefSeq names its product mitochondrial 54S ribosomal protein mL46. The coding region runs from base 1 to 1023 and encodes 340 amino acids. Gene Ontology annotation, cellular component: mitochondrial large ribosomal subunit. Gene Ontology annotation, molecular function: structural constituent of ribosome. NCBI's taxonomy places the organism in Eukaryota, Fungi, Ascomycota, Eurotiomycetes, Eurotiales, Aspergillaceae. The record is from RefSeq and is a predicted model, not a curated record. The transcript is spliced from 3 exons.